GUAAAAUGUAACGCUGUGUUUGGUUGGAGGUAGGUGAAGGUAUGGUGAGGUGAGAUUUAGAAGCUACCUUGUUUGGGGAAUCAAAUCCGGGAAGGGAGACGAAGGUAGGGGGAGGUAGCCUAGCCGCGUAACAGUGAAAAAAACCCUACCGCCGAUUCUCCGGUAACUCGAGAGCGGGCUGGAUAUGCUGGGUCUAAUGACCCUUGUUUGCACAAUUUGUUUGGAUGAGAGCUGCGAGAAUUACAGAGGCAUCAAACUGCUUAGCCACACCAUGAAGGUAUAGGAGCGAGUCAUUGAGUAUAGGGUGCGGAAAGGGGUAUGCAUCUCUGAGAACCAGUUUGGUUUCAUGCCUGGCAGAUCGACUACAGAGGUCAUUCACCUCGUGAGGAGGUUAAUGGAAGAGUAUAGGGCUAGGAAGAAGGACCUUCAUAUGGUGUUCAUUGAUCUCGAGAAGGCGUACGAUAGGGUGCCAAGGGAGGUCUUAUGGAGGUGCCUUGAGACGAGAGGAGUUCUCAUCGCGUACACUCGCGCGAUCAAGGAUAUGUACGAUGGGGCUAUGACUAGGGUAAGGACCUUCGGGGGCGACUCUGAGUCAUUCUCGGUAGGGAUGGGGUUGCACCAGGGGGGUCCCAUGGUGCAUGCUUUCGCGGAUGAUAUUGUGCUUAUCGACGAUACACGUGAGGGACUAAACGAUAAGUUGGAACGAUGGCGCCUUGCCCUUGAGACUAAAGGGUUCAGAAUAAGUAGGAACAAGACUGAAUACAUGGAGUGUCGUUUCAGCGGCAGGGAAACAGAAUCAGAGGUGGAUGCUAAGUUAGGAUUGACUCUCACCUAGUACCUAAGAUAGACAGGUUGAGCCGGGGGUCUCUUGGAAACAGCCUCCCUGCUUCCGAGUAGGGGCAAGGUCUGCGUACACACACCCUCCCCAGACCCUACUGUAGUGGGAU
Molecule: messenger RNA, 947 nt
Organism: Cuscuta campestris
Lineage: Eukaryota; Viridiplantae; Streptophyta; Magnoliopsida; Solanales; Convolvulaceae
Source: the annotation of a GenBank genome assembly